This is a messenger RNA of Aspergillus lentulus, 282 nucleotides long. The record is from RefSeq and is a predicted model, not a curated record. Lineage: Eukaryota; Fungi; Ascomycota; Eurotiomycetes; Eurotiales; Aspergillaceae.
AUGUGCACGAGCUUCAGCACAGAGUGUCUGGAGGCGCUGAAGGCCCUCUCGCGUAGCGUAAGCCGCGUCUUCAAGAACGCUGCUGCUCCCUUCGGGCGUCGUUGGUGGGAGCAAAGUGCCAAGCAACAGCAAACAGAGUGCCAGGCGAAAAGAUCUGGUGGCCGCAAUGUUUUCGAACACCAUCUGUUUUGCCUUUUGCCAGGUCGCCCAGGCAAUGUCCCUUGCUCGUCCAUGGGACCCGCCCGUGCCGGGAAGGUCAUCCUCCUGGACUGUGAACUGUGA